Caenorhabditis remanei is the source of this 672-nucleotide messenger RNA. RefSeq lists its product as uncharacterized. The transcript has 2 exons. Gene Ontology annotation, biological process: embryo development. NCBI's taxonomy places the organism in Eukaryota, Metazoa, Nematoda, Chromadorea, Rhabditida, Rhabditidae. The coding region runs from base 1 to 672 and encodes 223 amino acids. The record is from RefSeq and is a predicted model, not a curated record.
AUGCUGACUGGAUUGGAAACCAUCACUGACUAUGUUUCCGACCUAUUCAAUAUUGAUGUAUCAAAAGUCAGUGUAUCUAAAGAUUCAUUCAAUCUGAUUAAGCAUGUGGAUAGUAAACAGAAGACACCAUUGGAAAAAGUGGUUUACGUAGACUGGGGUGCCAGUCCAUCGGAAGAUGAAAUGAAUUAUAUUCUGAGGGAUUGCCGGUGUUCAUCUCAAAUAUGCAUAUACUCAGAAGCUCUCCCCAAUUUCCGCUUCUCGAAUAACUUUCGUAGAAUCGACUGCUUAGACAUCAGCAAUUCCGAAUGGGUAACAAUAGAUAACCUACUGACCAUGGAUGGAAUUGAUAUUCAUCUGGAAAAUGCAAGUCUCACUAAUAGUGAUUUGAAUGUCUUCCUCAGGCACUGGCUGUCUGGAGGGUGUCCUCGAUUGAAAUUAUUCUGCGCUAGAACAGGAUCUGUGGAUAUCUUACAAGUACUCGCUGGUUUACUGGAUAAUGCAGUUCUUGUGGGGGAACGUGGAGACUACACCAGCCCAUUUGAAUACAGCAGAAUCUUGGCAUUUGGAUAUGACAUCCAACGUGUGGAUGGUGUGACAGCUACAGUGUGCGAACAAGUGAAUGGAACCUUGGUCAUUGCAGUUUGGCCAGAGACCACUUAUAAUUAUAUUUAA